AUGUCGGGACCUCAGUGCUGCGAAAAUCCGCCGGCUCUUAACCCGGUUUCCGGGUCGGGUCAUGUCGAGAAACUGGGUGGUCUCGAUGCUUACGUCUCCGGCUCUCCAGAUUCCAAGCUCUGCGUCCUCCUGAUUUCUGAUAUUUUUGGGUAUGAAGCUCCAAACUUGAGGGCCCUUGCGGACAAGGUUGCAGCUUCUGGAUUCUAUGUUGUGGUUCCUGACUACUUCUAUGGAGAUCCUUAUAAUCCUUCUAAUCAGGAGAGACCAAUCACUGUCUGGAUCAAAGACCAUGGCGCUGAUAAGGGCUUUGAAGACACAAAGCCAGUACUUGACGCCAUAAAGAGCAAAGGUAUAACUGCCAUUGGAGCUGCAGGGAUGUGUUGGGGCGCAAAAGUAGUGGUGGCACUGUCUAAACAAGAGCUUAUUCAAGCCGCUGUUUUGCUUCAUCCUUCUUUUGUCACAGUUGAUGAUAUCAAAAGUGGGAAGGCGCCAAUUGCUAUAUUAGGAGCUGAGAAUGAUAACACGUCCCCACCAGCACUCUUGAAGCAAUUUGAGGAGAUACUAGCUUCCAAACCUGAAGUGAAUAGUUAUGUGAAGAUAUACCCCAAAGUCGCACACGGUUGGACAGUCAGGUACAAUACCGAUGACGCAGAGGCGGUUAAAGCUGCAGAAGAAGCUCACAAGGAGAUGCUUGAUUGGUUUGUGACUUACGUGAAGUGA
Messenger RNA from Arabis nemorensis, 720 nucleotides. The record is from the annotation of a GenBank genome assembly. Lineage: Eukaryota; Viridiplantae; Streptophyta; Magnoliopsida; Brassicales; Brassicaceae.